Messenger RNA from Brassica oleracea var. oleracea, 1877 nucleotides. Its product is annotated as probable WRKY transcription factor 32. Gene Ontology annotation, molecular function: sequence-specific DNA binding; DNA-binding transcription factor activity. The transcript is spliced from 5 exons. The coding region runs from base 163 to 1701 and encodes 512 amino acids. The record is from RefSeq and is a predicted model, not a curated record. Gene Ontology annotation, biological process: regulation of DNA-templated transcription. Lineage: Eukaryota; Viridiplantae; Streptophyta; Magnoliopsida; Brassicales; Brassicaceae.
CUUUAGUAUCUUCUUUAAUGCUUUAAAGCAGAACUACUAAGUCAUAAAACGCAGCGUUUUGGUCCGGAGAUCCGUUGGUCGGAAAGUAACAAUCUUUAUUGUCUACAGAAUUUGUUCGUUUCUCCGACAAACCCCACGAGAGAGAAAGAGAGAGAGACAUCGAUGGAGAAGAGCACGCAGGAGACAGUCAAGAACGAGAAAGUGAAACCGGAGAAGGAGCUGCGUGACGGAUUGAGUCAACUCAGAGACGAAGAAUCACUGGGGACUAUCGGUGAUGACAUGGAGGAUGUACAUGACGAGGCGAUACGAGAAGUACUAGCUAAGGAUCAGGUUGAAGAUGUUCGAGAAAAUUCACCUGUGGAGCCAAAUGAUCAAGAUGUAAUAGAGGUGAAGGAGACAGAUUGCGGUAAGGAAAAUGUUGCAAGUGAGGUUGUGCCGGUUGAUGAAGUUGCUGUAGAAAACCGCGAGGUGGAACCAUCUCCUACCCUGAAUGCAUCGUCAGACUCAUCAAUGGUGGAGACAUCUCUACCUUCGGAUCCUUCAGCUUCCCAAAGUCAAGGUCUACUGCUAGAGCAGAAAUCUGAUUCUCAGGUAGUCAACAACUUGUCUGUUUCUCCGCCGGUUCUGAGGACAGAUAGCGACAAGGAAGAUAUUGUAAGUGUGGUGGCUCCGGUUGAUGAAGUUGCUGUAGAAAACCUUGAGGUGAAAACAUGUCCUGCUCUGACUCCAUCGUCAGACCCAUCAAUGGUGGAGCCAUCUCUACCUUCGGAUCCUUUAGCUGCCAAAAGUCAAGAUCAAUCACUACUACAGAAAAGUUAUGAUUCUCGGGUGGUCAUGAACUUGUCGGUUUCUCCGGCUCUGAGGACACCGCCACGUGAUGGUUACAAUUGGAGAAAAUAUGGGCAGAAGCAGGUUAAGAGUCCCAAGGGCUCAAGGAGCUACUAUAGGUGUACCUACUCUGAUUGUUGUGCUAAAAAAAUCGAAUGCUCCAACGAUUCAGGAAACAUGGUAGAGAUUGUUACCAAAGGUUUGCAUAGUCAUGAACCUCCCCGGAAGAGUAGCUUCUCCCCGAGAGAGAUCAGAGCUGCAUCAGCUGUUACGCCUGUUUUAGAGGUUGAUACAGUAGUAGCAACAGUCCCUAGCGUUUCAGCUACGCCCCCUCCAACUAAAGAAAACAUCUGCCAGUCGCCAACAACCGUUGAACGGAAGAGAACUUGCGAGAACGAAGCUGUGGAAGAACCAGAGCCAAAACGGAGGUUAAAAAACGACAACACACAAAGUUCAGAUUCUGUCUCUAAACCUGGAAAGAAACAUAAACUAGUAGUUCACGCAGCUAGUGAUGUUGGGAUCUCAAGUGAUGGAUACAGAUGGCGUAAGUACGGGCAGAAAAUGGUGAAGGGGAAUCCUAAUCCGAGGAAUUACUAUCGAUGCACUUCUGCUGGUUGUCCUGUCCGCAAACACAUUGAGACAGCAGUAGGUAACACAAGAGAUGUCGUAAUCACAUACAAAGGAGAACACAACCACGAUACUCCAGUGCCAAAGAAACGCCAUGAUACUCCUAGCUCAGUGUUGUUAUCCCCAACAUCAAUGAGAACUAGGUUGGAGGUUCAGGUGAACAUUCCCUCCUCCUCAAGCCAGUGCUCGGUGGGACGAGAAAGUGAGAAGCAGAGCAGUGAAGCAUUGGAUGUUGUUGGUAGCUAGAAAGUGUGAUGGAAUAAUAGUCUUUGGAUUCGAAAAUAAAGCAAUGCUGAUUGUAUGUAUUGUAUUUUAGAGUUGAUCGACUGACUCCAUUUUCAGUCUCCUUGUUCUUGUUAUAUAAUAAAACAAAACAAAACUCAUGAAGUUGUCUAUUAACCUAUUAUUAAGAAUAAUAAUCA